CAAGGUUUCACGGAAUUGUUAAUUGUUUUGAAGUUGCAACUCAGUCUGAAUAUUUGUUUUCCACUCCACUUCACCGCACACACAAUGCCGAUCCCAGAGAGCCUCCAGAAGUCCCUCGAUGCCUCCAAGUGCGAGUACCGCCGGCUGGGCCAGAGUGGUCUGCGCAUCUCGGUGCCCAUCUUUGGGUGCAUGAGCUUUGGCGACCCCAAGGUCAUGGACUGGGCGAUUGGCGAGGAUGAGGCGCUCCCGCUGCUGAAGGCUGCCUACGACAGCGGCCUCAACACGUGGGACACGGCAAAUGCCUACUCCAACGGCGCGUCCGAGGUGAUCGUCGGCAAGGCGCUGAAGAAGUACGCCAUCCCGCGCGAGAAGGUCAUCAUCAUGACGAAGUGCUUUUUCGCCGUCGGCGAGAGGCCCGAGAUCCGGCACUUCACGAAUCGCGCCGAGGUCGAAGCGUCCAAGGACUACCAGAACCAGUUGGGCCUGUCGCGGGCGGCCAUCUUCAACCAGGUCGAGGCCUCGCUCCGCCGCCUGGACACGCCCUACAUCGACCUGCUGCAGAUCCACCGCUUCGACCCCAACACGCCCAUCGAGGAGACGAUGAAGGCGCUGCACGACCUGGUGCAGUCGGGCAAGGUGCGCUACAUUGGUGCGAGCAGCAUGUGGGCGACGCAGCUGGCGCGCAUGCAGUUCGUGGCCGAGCGCAACGGCUGGACCAAGUUUGUGAGCAUGCAGAACCAGUACAACCUGCUGUACCGCGAGGAGGAGCGCGAGAUGAACCGUUUCUGCAACGACACGGGCGUCGGCCUGGUCCCCUGGGCGCCGCUGUGCCGGGGCCACCUGGCGCGCGCGCCCGAGAAGUUCGGCACGACGGCCCGCAGCGAGGGCGAGAAGAAGUCGCAGCCCGGGAGCCACGGGACGGGCGAGAUCGACCGGGCCAUCAUCGGGCGCGUCCAGGAGGUCGCGCAGAAGCACGGCUGGACCAUGAGCAACGUCGCCCUGGCGUGGAUCAACAAGAGGGUCAGCAGCCCCAUCAUCGGGUUCAGCAGCGUCGAGCGCAUCGACGAGGCCAUCUCCGCCCGCGGGAAGGUCCUCGACGACGAGGAGGAGAAAUACCUCGAGGAACUGUACCAGCCGAAGCCCAUUUCGGGCCACUCAUAGGGCGCUAGCUAAAAUACACGGGAAGACAAGAGUCGGAAAAGGAGGGAGGAGGAGCUGGUGGAUCGCAUCGUAUGGGUUAACUGCUCAAAAAUAAAAAGUACCUCUGUGAUUCUUCCAAGAA
This is a messenger RNA of Phialemonium atrogriseum, 1282 nucleotides long. Its product is annotated as aldo/keto reductase. The transcript has a single exon. The record is from RefSeq and is a predicted model, not a curated record. Bases 85 to 1161 code for a protein of 358 amino acids. Lineage: Eukaryota; Fungi; Ascomycota; Sordariomycetes; Cephalothecales; Cephalothecaceae.